UCAAUUGAAGGUUACAGCCAUUAACGAACCAGUCGCGAAGGAGCAAGCUUCUUCUUCUCCUUCGCAGAAUUCUCCAAUUUCUGCGUAGACUCCACGAAAGUUCAAUCGACAGAGAAUUACUUGGGAGUGGUUGUUUUACAUACCCUUGAUCGACAUGGGCUCCUCCUCCUCUGUCCCUGGCAGGGCUUCUGGAGGAUCGGGGCGGCUUAAUCCAAAGAACAGGGCAGCUGGUUCCAAGAAUUUGCGCGUCAAGCUUGUCCUGUUAGGUGAUUCUGGUGUUGGUAAAAGCUGUAUUGUUCUUCGCUUUGUCCGUGGUCAGUUUGAUCCGACGUCUAAGGUAACUGUUGGAGCAUCGUUCUUGUCACAAACGAUAGUUUUACAAGAUUCCACUACAGUGAAAUUUGAAAUAUGGGAUACCGCUGGGCAAGAGAGGUAUGCUGCAUUAGCUCCACUUUACUAUCGAGGUGCUGCAGUUGCAGUUGUUGUAUAUGAUAUAACAAACUCAGAUUCAUUCGCCAAAGCAAAAUAUUGGGUUAAGGAGCUACAGAAGCAUGGCCGCUCUGAUAUCAUUUUGGCAUUGGUCGGUAACAAAGCUGAUCUUCAAGAGGAAAGGAAAGUAUCUGUUCAGGAUGGGACUGAGUAUGCAGAGAAGAAUGGACUGUUCUUUAUUGAGACAUCUGCAAAGACUGCAGAUAAUAUAAACGAGCUGUUUGAGGAGAUUCUAAGCGAUUGCUACGACCAACUUCCUCGUGAUCUUGCUACGACAUUAAUGCUUUUGUCAGCAGCUUCAUCUCCCAGCUGAUCUGUGUAUAGUUUGGUGAGUCUUGCAGGCCUUCGCUUUAUUAUUCGAUUCGAUUCAUAUCUCCAUUCCAAGUGUAACAUUAAACAGAUAUGAAAAUGGUGAAGGAUUCAUUCCCCUCUAAACCAUAAGCUGCACUUGUAAACUAUCUUUUAUAGUGUUAUAAGUCAGUUGGGCUGGAGGUUGAACCGA
Messenger RNA from Cucurbita maxima (winter squash), 991 nucleotides. RefSeq names its product ras-related protein RABF1-like. Gene Ontology annotation, molecular function: GTPase activity; GTP binding. Bases 155 to 802 code for a protein of 215 amino acids. The record is from RefSeq and is a predicted model, not a curated record. NCBI's taxonomy places the organism in Eukaryota, Viridiplantae, Streptophyta, Magnoliopsida, Cucurbitales, Cucurbitaceae. The transcript is spliced from 8 exons.